GUGCAAUAAAGGGUAAUGGGUGGAAGUGAAGAAAGACAAACCCAUCCUGCCCCACCUAGAGGACAAGUUACUGGUAACUUGCUGUUUUGAGGAAACAACACAGGGAGAUCACAACUACCUGAAAAGGACUUUUCUGCAAACAAAUAGUUCUAAUCCACUGCCUUGAGCUACCUUUCACUGAGAUUUCUCCUGUAUGAUGUGAACAGCACAGAGCACCCUGCCUUCCUCAUCAGAUGUCACCCCCCCACGACUUCCUCCGCCAUGUCCUGAUGGUGCUUUGUGACGUGUAAGGCCUUCCUUCCCGCCCAGGGCUACCAUUGGCUGGGUAGUGGAAUGUUGACCAAUCACAGCUCAGGGACGUGAUCGCCACAUUGUCCUGGGAUCGCGGGAGGGGUAUAUACAGGGAGCCUGGAGUUAGUUGACCGUUGUGAGACCUUGAGCUGCGGAAGAUGAGUCCAAAGCCGAGAGCCUCGGGACCUCCCGCCGAGGCCAAGGAGACACAAAAGAGGAAGCCCUCUCAGCCGAGCCCCAGUGGCCCGAAGAAGAAGACUACCGAGGUGGCCGAGAAGGGAAAAGCCGCUCGUAGAGGGAGACGCGGAAAGAAAAGGGCUGCGAAAAAGAUGGCGGCUGUGACGGCACCUGAGGCGGGGAGCGGAGCAGCGGCACCCGGCCCCAGUGACCAGCCCAGCCAGGAGCUCCCUCAGCACGAGCUGCCACCGGAGGAGCCAGUGAGCGAGGGGUCCCAGCACGACCCACUGAGUCAGGAGACCCAGCUGGAAGAACUACCCAGUGUGUGGACGGCCGAGUACUCCCCUAUAUCCCUGAGCAGCGACUAAGUUCAGGCCCAGCCGCCAGACCUCAGAGAUCUCACCAGCAGGGUGCUUCCCCUGCUGAUGACAAUAAAAUGAAUGUGUUGCAAACUGA
This is a messenger RNA of Pongo pygmaeus (Bornean orangutan), 924 nucleotides long. Its product is annotated as variable charge X-linked-like. Gene Ontology annotation, biological process: brain development. The coding region runs from base 450 to 836 and encodes 128 amino acids. The record is from RefSeq and is a predicted model, not a curated record. NCBI's taxonomy places the organism in Eukaryota, Metazoa, Chordata, Mammalia, Primates, Hominidae. The transcript has 4 exons.